GCUUGACAAGUUGGGUUCGUUUGUUCACUGGGAUGAACUGACCAAUCGGGGCACGUUGCAGUGUGUUUAUGGCGGAUUGAGGGUACAGUGACAGCUGGAGAGGGCCUCCCCGCGGGCUGAUGCGAAGCCAGUCGGCAGCAGAGUCAGUAUACGAUUGUAAACCCUCGCAGAGAGCACGCGUUGUAGCAUUCCAAGUAUGCCAUGCUAACUCGCUCGCUCCCUGACAUCGGUGCCAUUUCCCCAUCACAUUAAUCAUAAUCGCAGGGAGCGCGUCGCUGAAGUGGGAGACCGAUUCUAAGCAGGAAUCAAACCGUUCACGCACUGCACAUCAUCGUUUCUGACGUGGACAAUAUAUUGGGAUUAUAUACCACGCCGAGAAUUUAUACCCACGUUUUAGAAGAGAGACGGGAGGAAAAGAAUUAUAGGAGGCAGUUCGCUCCCUCGCACAUCUGAUUAUCAUACACACUCGGUAGCCAUUCAUCGCUCUGACUAGGUUUUCGAUGGGUGAAACAUACGCCGCGCUACCCGCGUAGGCUAUCAAGUCACGUCCGCUGGUAUCUAUAACACUAUAGCCAGGUUAGGAUGUAGAUGAGCUGGGUCGGUCAGUGGCUGUCGACUCCUUUUCACCAACCAUUUCAACGACGUCCUAAGUGCCAUAAACUACGACAUCUUUCAAGUAUGACUUAUCCAAGACUAUGUUCGUCCAUUUUUCUCACUCCAGAGCAACUCGCCUAGCGGAUACUUGUGCUACGGCCAGUACGCCAGCUGCACAUACAUGGAAGGGAAUGGGGAGGCGCAGAACCGCUAUUUGCAGUACGUCGAUUCUGCAGUCUGCUUCGCUGGCAGCUCUCCUACUCCAGAUUGCCAUCUUUACAGCUCUCAUCUCAAAAGUGUAUUCAGCUUGUGAUAUCCUGUGGUGUUCAUACCAGUACGAGGCAGACACAGAUCCAUUGGAUCCAGGACCUUAUCCAGACUUUUGCCGUGCCUUGCAGAGGUACCAGCGCUGCGUGGACAGAAUAUCACCGGGGUCGUGUCGGGGCGAUCUCCACUACCAUUCCACAAAGACAGUUAUCCCCGACUUGCAAAGGAAUUACGAAUGUGAACGAGUGCUUCGAGAAGAGAACAACCCAGGCCCGACCAGGGCUGUGGAAACGACGACGAGGCCGUCACGUAACGGCGGUGACAACGACAGUGAUUCGCCAGGGACAAACGGUCGUCCACCUUUCUUCCCGGAUAUUCUCUCGGACGCUCCUGAGACAGGAGGUUCGCAAAGGUGUCAGUACACAGGGUCCAGGAGCUUCAGACAUUGCGGACUCUUUGGAGACCCACAUUUGAGAACGUUUGACGAUUUGUUCCAGACGUGUAAAGUGGCCGGUGCUUGGCCAUUGAUUUACAACGACUACCUGACUGCUCAGGUUACAAACGUGCCCUUGGUUCAUGGUUCCGGUGCCACAGCUACAAACAAGUUGACUGUGAUCAUCAAGCCAUUUCGGGACGGUGAAUGCGCACAGCGGAAACUGUACCAGGCCACCGCUGGAAAUCUCCCCACAACCUUCGACGACGGGACAAUCACAAGCGGUCGGGAGGAAGGCGUCGUCAUCAUCGAAGUCAUCCCUGGUGAACACGUUGAGAUUCACAUCAGGUACAUCGCGACGUUGAUCGUCAUCCGCCAAGUCGGCCGGUACAUCACCUUCGCCGUCCGCAUGCCUGAGGAGCUGAUCCAGUACCAGGGCGCAGAAGACAUGCAGCUCUGCGUCAAGGGUUGUCCGGUCUCGGAACAGAUAGACUACGCCACAUUCUUGAGCCAAACGACGCGCGCAGAUCGCAACUACAAAGAGCUCCGUGUCGACGCCAUUGCCAAAUGCAGAAAAGCCAAAAUCUACGACGAAUAUUUAGAUUCGUGCGUCUUUGACCUCCUCACAACAGGCGACGCGAACUUUACACAAGCCGCGAAGAGCGCCCUCACCGACGUGAAUCGUCUUCAUCCGAAUGCUUCCUUUCUGUUCAAAAACAGGACUAGUGUGUUUGAAAAUGCAUCCUUCCCAGGAUACAGGGACAUUGAAGGUGGAGCACCACCAAGAACUUAUUUAUUUCAUCACUUACAGUUCAACCUAGCAAUGGUACUAUUCUCAAUACUCAUCAGUAGUUAUAUGUCUUCAUGGUGUCACAUUCAGCGGUGACACCCAACACCCACCCCAGUUUUUGUAAGCCCCCCUUCCCCCAAAUCCUAUAUUAUUUUGUAUAUUAUUUUGUAAAAAAUAUAUUAUAUUAACUUGUAUUGAAAUCUAUUAUAUAAUUCAAAACAUCCUGAGCAAAUGCUGUACAUACAAUUUAAUAAAGAUAUUUGGAAUACUCAUUAUCAGUUCAGAAGUCAGAACAUGAAAGUAAACAGAAUGUACCAAACUUAAAUAUACCAAAUUCGAAAGUAUGACAUAAAAAAAAAAGAAAGAAGAUGUUACUUUUUGUGGAAGAAAAUGACAGACAGCAGUUAUCAAUUGCUCAGGGUAUAUUUGCUGAGAUGGCUUUGCAAAAAAUGGAAUUAAAAUAUGUGACAAAGUUAAAACUUUAAA
Messenger RNA from Strongylocentrotus purpuratus (purple sea urchin), 2570 nucleotides. RefSeq names its product repulsive guidance molecule A. Gene Ontology annotation, biological process: BMP signaling pathway. The transcript has 3 exons. NCBI's taxonomy places the organism in Eukaryota, Metazoa, Echinodermata, Echinoidea, Camarodonta, Strongylocentrotidae. Gene Ontology annotation, molecular function: coreceptor activity. Bases 696 to 2180 code for a protein of 494 amino acids. The record is from RefSeq and is a predicted model, not a curated record. Gene Ontology annotation, cellular component: plasma membrane.